AGCGCUCUCGGAUGGCACAAUAACAGCACGCUGGAGCGUAAAAGUGAAAGAGCGGAUCGAGGAGUGAGAGUGAACCAGCAGCAACAUGAGCCGUCUCCAAACUCGUGGCGCGCGCGCCUGUAGCGGGGAUCGGAGACGCGGAUGAACGACGAAUGUGAAAGCGUGUCGUUAUAUUCUCGCGGGUUGGACGGCAGUCGAUGGGAAGCGGCGCGCAGUGAUGGGCACCCCAGCGCACCCGGAGACCAGGAAAUUUACGCGCGGGCUGGGAAAGCCUGGCACCGCGGCCGAACUCCGGCAAAGUGUCUCAGAAGUGGUGAGGACCUCCGUGCUGAUUGUGAAGCCGAAGGUGAUCGAACCGCUGGACUAUGAGAAUGUGCUGGUGCAGAGGAAGACGCAGAUCCUCAGUGAUGUCCUCCGAGACAUGCUGCAGUUCCCCCUGGAGGACUUUGAGAUUUCAACUUUGAGGCGACAUGGGAGGACCCUGUACCCCACGGUGCCUGAAAAUGCAGAGCGGGAGGCCCAGAGUCUGUUCGUCCAGGAGUGCAUCAAAACCUACAAGUCUGACUGGCACGUGGUCAACUACAAGUACGAGGACUACUCCGGGGACUUUCGACAACUUCCACAGAAAGUGUCCAGGCCUGAUAAACUUGCCGUCCACGUGUUUGAAGUGGACGAGGACGUGGACAAAGAUGAGGAUACAGCCUCCUUAGGAUCCCAGAAAGGAGGAAUCACCAAACAUGGCUGGCUGUACAAAGGAAACAUGAACAGCGCCAUCAGCGUCACCAUGAGGUCAUUCAAGAGGAGGUAUUUCCACCUGACUCAGCUUGGCGAUGGCUCCUACAACUUAAACUUCUACAAGGAUGAGAAGAUCUCCAAGGAGCCCAAGGGGACUAUUUUCUUGGACUCCUGCAUGGGUGUAGUUCAGAACACCAAGGUUCGGAGGUUUGCCUUCGAGCUGAAGAUGCAGGAUAAGAGCACCUACCUGCUGGCUGCAGACAGCGAGGGGGAGAUGGAGGACUGGAUCAACACACUCAACAAGAUCCUGCACAGCAGCUUCGAGAUUGCGAUGCAGGAGAAGAGAAACGGAGACAUUCAUGAUGAUGAUGAUCUGGGAAAGUCGGACAGCUCCUCCGGCAGUAUGGACAGCUUUCAGAGCACAAGAGAUAUCGAGUCCAGGAUGAGGAACGAGACGAGGCUGAAGCUGUUCACCCUGGAUCCAGACACGCAGAAGCUGGAUUUCUCCGGAAUCGAGCCGGACGUGAAGCAGUUCGAGGAGAAGUUUGGGAAGCGUGUUCUGGUGAACUGCAACGACCUCUCAUUCAACCUGCAAAGCUGUGUGGCCGAGAACGAGGAAGGACCGACAACGAACGUGGAGCCGUUCUAUAUCACCCUGUCGCUGUUCGACAUCCAGAAUGGCAGGAAGAUCUCCUCCGACUUCCACGUCGACCUAAACCACCCGUCCGUCAGGAGCAUGGUGCCCAGUAACAGCAGUCAGUACAUGAACGGAGGAGGCGACGCCCGGCCAGAAGGUCAAAGGUUAAUCCACGGGGUGCCAGAGGCGGCCAUGCAGUACCCCAGACAGGGAGUGUUCUCGGUAACCUGCCCUCACCCGGACAUCUUCCUGGUGGCUCGCGUAGACAAAGUGCUCCAGGGAGGAAUCAACCACUGUGCCGAGCCGUAUAUGAAGAACUCCGACUCCACUAAGGUGGCGCAGAAGGUCCUGAAAAAUGCCAAGCUGGCCUGCAGCCGGCUGGGACAGUACAGGAUGCCUUUCGCCUGGGCAGCAAGGACCUUGUUCAAAGAUGCUUCAGGGACACUGGAUAAAGGCGCUCGCUUCUCGCCUCUGUACAGACAGGACAGCAACAAACUGUCCAACGACGACAUGCUCAAGCUGCUGGCCGACUUCAGAAAGCCGGAGAAGAUGGCCAAGCUGCCUGUAAUCCUGGGAAACCUCGACGUGACCAUCGACAAUGUAGCCCCCGACUUGACGAAUUGUGUUACCUCAUCCUACAUUCCUGUGAAGCAGUUUGAUGUCAGCGAGAGGACCAACAUCUUCUUUGAAGUGGAGGAAUUUGUGCCGUGCAUUGCCAAAUGUUCUCAGCCUUUCACCAUCUACAACAAUCACCUCUAUGUCUACCCCAAGCACUUGAAAUACGACGGCCAAAAGUCAUUCGCAAAGGCUAGAAACAUAGCCGUCUGCAUUGAGUUCAAGGACUCCGACGAGGAGGAGGCCGUUUCACUUAAGUGCAUCUACCGCCGGCCCGGAGGACCAUUGUUUACCAAAAAUGCCUUUACCUCAGUACUGCAUCACCAGCACAACCCGGAAUUCUACGAUGAAUUUAAGAUCGAGUUGCCAACCCAGCUCCACGAGAAACACCACCUGUUCUUCACCUUCUACCACGUCAGCUGUGACAGCAACAGCAAAGCCAGCACCAAAAAGAGAGACCUGGUGGAGGCGCAAGUGGGCUUCGCCUGGCUCCCCCUGCUGAAGGACGGCCGGGUGAUCAUGAACGAGAGUCACAUCCCGGUGGCCGCCAACCUGCCUGCUGGAUAUCUCAGCUGCCAGGAAGGAGCCAGCAAGCACGCGGGUCCCGAGGUCAAAUGGGUGGAUGGAGGGAAGCCCUUAUUCAAGGUGUCCACACACCUUGUGUCCACCGUCUACACUCAGGAUCAACAUUUACACAAUUUCUUCCAUCACUGUCAGAGCAUCGCCUCAGCGCCCCAGGGCUCAGGAGGAGAGCUGGUGAAGUAUCUGAAGAGUCUGCACGCCAUGGAGAGUCAUGUGAUGAUCAAGUUCCUGCCCACCACCCUCAAUCAGCUGUUCCGGGUCCUAACAAGUGCCACUCAAGAGGAUGUCGCAGUCAAUGUCACAAGAGUCAUGAUUCACAUAGUCGCCCAGUGCCACGAGGAGGGCUUGGAGCACUACCUGAGAUCUUAUGUAAAGUUUGUGUUCAGGACCGAGCCCCACACGUCCUCCACCACCCGAACGGUGCACGAGGAGCUGGCCAAAGCCAUGACUGCAAUCCUGAAGCCCUCCACCGACUUCCUCACGAGUAACAAACUGCUGAAGUACUCCUGGUACUUCUUUGAAGCGUUAGUCAAGUCGAUGGCUCAGUACUUGAUUGAGAGCUGUAAAGUGAAGCUGUCGAGGAAUCAGCGCUUCUCGGCUUCCUUCCACCACACGGUGGAGACUCUGGUCAACAUGAUGAUGCCUCACAUUACCCAGAAAUACAAGGACAACCUGGAUGCCGCCCGCAACGCCAACCACAGCCUGGCAGUCUUCAUCAAGCGCUGCUUCAACUUGAUGGACAGAGGCUUCGUAUUCAAGCAGAUCAACAACUACAGCAACUGUUUCAUGCCCGGAGACCCAAAGACACUGUUUGAGUUCAAGUUUGAGUUCCUGCGUGUCGUGUGCAACCACGAGCACUACGUCCCUUUAAACCUGCCCAUGCCGUUUGGAAAGGGGAGGAUUUUGAGGUUUCAAGACCUCCAGCUGGACUACUCUCUGACGGACGACUUCUGUAAGAACCACUUCCUGGUGGGGCUGCUGCUCAGGGAGGUCAGCGCGGCCCUGCAGGAGUUCAGGGAGAUCCGGCAGAUCGCCAUCCAGGUGCUGAAGACCCUCAUGAUGAAGCACACCUUCGAUGACCGCUACACCUCCAAGAGCCAGCAGGCCCGGUUGGCCACCCUCUACUUGCCCCUGUUCGGUCUGCUUCAAGAAAAUGUCAACAGACUGAAUGUGAAGGAGGUCACCCCCUUCCCCGUCAACCACACCAACAAUAAUGGGAGAGAUGAUUUACUCCUCACGAACGCUCUGAUGACGCCUCCCAGGUCCAGCACCUUUCUGGACACCAGCCUGCACAAAGACGUCUUUGGAGUCAUAUCAGGCACUGCUUCGCCUCACGCGGCGUCCACUCCCAACAUUAACUCGGUGCGCCACGCGGAUUCUCGGGGAUCUCUGAUCAGCACUGAUUCAGGCAACAGCCUGCCAGAGAGGAGCAACGACAAGGGCAACUCUCUGGAUAAGAGCCAGGCUGCCUCCACCCUGGGAAGCACGCUGCUGAGGUGUGAUAAACUGGACCAAGUCGAGAUCAAGAGCCUCCUCAUGUGCUUCUUACACGUGCUCAAAAGCAUGUCUGAAGACGCUCUGUUCACCUACUGGAACAAGGCCUCGUCCGCCGAGCUCAUGGACUUCUUCACUUUAGUCGAAGUGUGCCUCCAUCAGUUCAGAUACAUGGGGAAGAGAUACAUCGCCAGGAACCAGGAUGGGGCGGGACCCGUAGCACAUGAGCGGAAGUCUCAGACUCUGCCUGUGUCCCGUAACAGGGCGGGAAUGAUGCAUGCCCGCUUACAGCAGCUCAGCAGCCUGGAUAACUCAUACACUUUUAACCACACCUACAGCCACUCGGACGCAGAUGUGCUGAAUCAGUCUCUGCUGGAGGCCAACAUCGCCACCGAGGUGUGCCUGACUGUCCUGGACACGCUGAGCAUCUUCAUCAUGGGUUUCAAGACGCAGCUGUGCUCGGACCAUGGCCACAGUCCGCUCAUGAAGAAGGUGUUUGAAGUCCACCUCUGCUUCCUGCGGAUCAAUCAGUCUGAAACGGCCCUCAAGCAGGUCUUCACCUCGCUGCGCACCUUCAUCUACAAGUUUCCCUGCACUUUCUUUGAGGGCCGUGCCGACAUGUGCGCGGCGUUCUGCUACGAGAUUCUGAAGUGUUGUAACUCCAAGCUGAGCUCCAUUCGCAGCGACGCGGCCCACCUGCUCUAUUUCCUCAUGAAGAGCAACUUUGACUACACGGGCCGCAAGUCCUUCGUCAGGACGCACUUGCAGGUGGUGAUUGCAGUCAGUCAGUUGAUAGCGGAUGUCAUCGGCAUCGGGAGCACCCGCUUCCAGCAGUCGCUGUCGAUAAUCAACACCUGUGCCAACAGCGAUAAAACCAUCAAGAACACGGCGUUCCCAUCCGACGUGAAGGACCUGACCAAACGCAUCAGAACGGUCCUGAUGGCCACGGCCCAGAUGAAGGAGCACGAGCGGGACCCCGAGAUGCUGGUGGAUCUGCAGUACAGCCUGGCCAAGUCGUACGCCAGCACGCCUGAGCUGCGCAAGACGUGGCUGGACAGCAUGGCGCGAAUCCACGUGAAGAACGGAGACCUGUCGGAGGCGGCCAUGUGCUACGUGCACGUUGCUGCGCUCGUGGCGGAAUACCUGCGGAGGAAAGGCAUGUUCAAGCAGGGCUGCACGGCGUUCCGGGUGGUCACGCCCAACAUCGACGAAGAGGCGGCGAUGAUGGAGGACGUCGGCAUGCAGGAUGUUCAUUUCAACGAAGACGUCUUAAUGGAGCUUUUGGAGGAGUGCGCAGAUGGACUGUGGAAAGCCGAGCGCUACGAGCUCAUCUCUGACAUCUACAAGCUCAUAAUCCCCAUUUAUGAGAAGCGCAGGGACUUCGAGAAACUGGCCCACCUGUAUGACACGCUGCACCGGGCGUACAGUAAGGUGACAGAGGUCAUGCACACGGGGAAGAGGCUGCUCGGCACCUUCUUCAGAGUGGCUUUUUUUGGGCAGGGCUUCUUUGAGGAUGAAGAUGGGAAGGAGUACAUCUACAAAGAACCCAAAUUCACUCCCUUGUCGGAGAUAUCGCAGAGGCUCCUCAAGCUCUACUCUGACAAGUUUGGACAGGAGAAUGUGAAGAUGAUCCAGGACUCGGGUCGGAUUAAUCCCAAAGACCUGGACUCCAAGUACGCAUACAUCCAAGUGACCCACGUGACUCCAUACCUGGAGGAGAAGGAGCUGACCGACAGGAAGACGGAGUUUGAAAAGAGCCACAACAUUCGGCGAUUUGUGUUUGAAAUGCCUUUUACCAUAUCAGGCAAAAAGCAGGGCGGCGUGGAGGAGCAGUGCAAACGCAGGACCAUCCUCACAACGACGCACUGUUUCCCCUACGUGAAGAAGCGUAUCCCCGUGAUGUAUCAGCACCACACCGACCUGAGCCCCAUCGAGGUGGCCAUCGACGAGAUGAGCAAGAAGGUGGCGGAGAUCAAGCAGCUCUGCUCCUCCAGCGAGGUGGACAUGAUCCGCCUGCAGCUCAAACUGCAAGGCAGCAUCAGCGUCCAGGUAAAUGCAGGACCUCUUGCGUAUGCCAGAGCGUUUCUGGAUGAUGCCAGUGCCAAGAAGUAUCCAGAUAAUAAGGUCAAACAGCUGAAAGAGGUCUUCAGGCAUUUUGUGGAGGCGUGCGGUCACGGAUUAGGCAUCAACGAGCGCCUGAUCAAGGAGGACCAGCAGGAAUACCACGAUGAGAUGAAGGCCAACUAUCGAGACCUGGCCAGAGAGCUCUCCAUCAUCAUGCACGAGCAGAUCAGUCCGGUGGAAGACGGCAUGAAGAGCAUCCUUCCUGACUCUCUCCACAUCUUCAACGCCAUUAGCGGCACGCCGACCAGUGCCACCAUCCAGGGCAUCCCCAGCUCGUCCUCUGUGGUGUGAAGCAGAGCAGCCGGGAUUCCCCCAGCCAGUGAAGCCAUUUUUUUUCAAGCUAUAUCACCAAGAGAAACCAAAGGAAACAGGGAAUAUCACUUUCUUUUUUUGCUGUCUUGGACCCUCAGUCAAAGGUUUUGGACUUUUUUUAUGAUUCACAGCAGACAUUUUGGCCUGUGCGGGUUGAAUUUUAUGGAUCAGCAACGAGACUUGAAAAGCGCGGAGGGCGACCGCGCUGCAGAGGCCACGGGACUUUGUUCCCGCUUCGUGGACAGAAGUCACGUUUGAUGAUGCCCCGUCUUCACCCGUUUCUACCUGAAGAGGCUGAGCAGUGUUUUUCCUGUUGGGAUUUUUAAUUAUGCAUGUCAUUCCCCACUUUAUGUUCAUUUUGAUAAUGUUUCACAUUGUGUACAGUAUUCCACUUUUAUAAGCCACUGUGUUGAUGUCUGGAUGAACAGUAUAUGCUGCGUACAUCGAUACUCGUCUCCCUGUACAUGAAGUUAUAUUUCUAAAACAAUGCAAUUUUGCAAAAGGGCCACCUAUGACUUAUACUCAACCUUAAAUCACUUCAAUGUCUUAUAACGGGAGAGUUGUUUUGUUUUAUGCUUUUUUUUUUUUAAAUAUUUAAAGCCAUUGCACACAAAGAUAUAUUCCAAGUUGUUUAAUAAUGUAUAUAUCAAAAAAAAAAAAGGAGUGUGUGCAAUAUUUGCAGUAAGUAUCUUGCUGUUUGGGGCUCAUACACUGUAAAGAUUAUGUUCACCUUCUUGCCAAAGCGAUGAGGUGUGGAAACAAACACUACGCCUACUGUGGAAGAAAUAUGAAGCUUUUACCAUUUUGUGUUCAAUGAAAUGUUCAAGAAUUCUUUUUUUAAAAAAAAUGUCUUAUAUUUAGGCAGCAAUGUGUUUUUUUUUAUAUUUUAUUUAACAAAAAAAGUCACUGUUCUGCUGUAAA
Messenger RNA from Salarias fasciatus (jewelled blenny), 7420 nucleotides. Its product is annotated as dedicator of cytokinesis protein 9. The transcript is spliced from 53 exons. Bases 218 to 6478 code for a protein of 2086 amino acids. Gene Ontology annotation, molecular function: guanyl-nucleotide exchange factor activity. NCBI's taxonomy places the organism in Eukaryota, Metazoa, Chordata, Actinopteri, Blenniiformes, Blenniidae. The record is from RefSeq and is a predicted model, not a curated record. Gene Ontology annotation, biological process: small GTPase-mediated signal transduction; positive regulation of GTPase activity.